Molecule: messenger RNA, 2121 nt
Organism: Cryptococcus wingfieldii CBS 7118
Lineage: Eukaryota; Fungi; Basidiomycota; Tremellomycetes; Tremellales; Cryptococcaceae
Exons: 2
Coding region: 1-2121 (706 amino acids)
Source: RefSeq, a predicted model, not a curated record
AUGCUCGCAUCUAGAUUUCAAGAGCCUGAGCGGGCUUCUGUCGUCCUCCCUACGGUGACCUGCUCGUCGUGCUCUGCCCCUAUCGCCCUGUCCUCUCUUGGCAACCACGUCUGUCAACCUGCUCCUCCUAUGCCCCGAGCACAGCCGUCGCGCCCAGCCCAGAUUGCGAUUCCCCAGUCACGGCAAGGGGUACCUGGAUGGAAUCCAUCUCGCCAAGAUCCAUACUCUGCUCGGCCUGCAUUUGCAGGUCCAUCGAGCGCACACCCAUCUCCUACGGAAUUUGCUAUCCCUAGGCGUCCAUCCGCCAACACCCUCACCCCCCACUCUCCAAACUUUCCACAAGCAUACUCUCCUCAGAUCAAAAUCCCAUCUCCCUCCAGCCCGUUCUUUCCCAAUUCAGCAGGCGGAUACAGCUCACACGCUUCCCCGGAGCAUAUGCAAAUGCACAUGGUGGAUACUACCACCGGAGGCGAGUCUGGUAUGGCGGGUGUAGGGAGAAGAGCGUUCGCUGCGGCGGCCUGGUCAGUGCGAGCGGGCGUAUCGCUGGCGGCAAAUGCAAAGCAGCGAAGUGCCGAUAAUGCGCAUGUCCAGGAGCCUCCGCAAGUGCGAGCACCUCCGCAGACCACGGCUUGGCCUCAGGCCCGGCCAGAAAUUCACCGCUCGCACACUGCUGCCAUCCCUCAGCAGCGAGAAGCUGCGCCUUUACGAGUGCAGAGCCCUGCCUCGCCCCCUCAGCGAUCGUACUCUGCCAUGGAUCAACGCACGUCUCCCCUGAGAGGAAACGCAGGGCGGGGCGUCUCGAUAUCGUCAUCUGCCAGCAGCCAGAGCGGACUUGCAGAUUUGCUCUCGGGUAAAGCCCAGAGACUGUCUAGUAACAAGCGCGACUUUUUUGAAAAGGUCAAAGAGCUAAACAGAAGUGGCAGUGUGCUCAGUCGUAGCAACACUAUGACUACCGGCAAAUCCAACGACAGGAUGGUCUCUAGCCCUGUUGACACUUCCUUUGAUCUCGACGACGACUAUGAGAAUCAGCCUUCGGCUCUUCCUUGGGCAUCACCAGAUCUGGACGAGACGCCCCGUCUUCAUAUCGAUACCCACUCUGCCUCACCUGAACGGGUACACCGCCGUCAAGCGACAGAUAGCAGCGAUACCUCGUCAGAAUCCUCCAAGUCUGGUCGAUGGGGUGCCACAAGUGGGCCCGAGAGCGAAGAGGUUGUCACACCCAGUCAGAGCUUCGACGGGCUGGCAGACAGAGCGCGAGGAGAGAUCAGGUUGGGACAGAUUGGAGAGGAAGAAGAGGAUGUCCUUGGACUGAUGUCAAAGGUGUCGAUGAGCGAUCAGGAUGGGGGCCGCAUACCGCCUUCCGGCUCUGUCUCCACCAUCGCUUCGUCCCCAAGGUAUCCUACUACAACAGUUCCCAACACAACACCCAAUUAUAAACACUCUCCGAAAUACUCCCACCAGCGCAUGCCCAGCGUCAAGUCCCCGAGCGCAAGUAAGCUGGCUCCUCCCAGUCCUUCCGGGAGCAUUGCCCGCAAACAAAAGAGUUGUCAAAAGUGCGGAGAGAUAGUCGGUGGAUCGAAGCGGUUCGUGAAGCGAGAUGGGAUUGUGCUUUGUGAAAAGGACUGGAAGAAACUCUACUUGCCCUCGUGCAGGAGGUGCACCUUGCCCAUUGAAAAGUCUGCCGUCUCUAGCUCGGAUGGUCAGCUCAAGGGCAAAUGGCACCGGGCUUGUUUCACUUGCUCUGACUGCGACAAGCCGUUUGCGGAUGAUGACUUCUACGUGUUGAGAGGAAAGCCCUGGUGCCAAUUCCACUACCAUGAGCAAAACGGUACCUUGUGCUGUUCGAGCUCUUGUAGGCAACCCAUCGAAGGGGCUUGUAUUGUCCUGCCGGGACCCGACCCUCAGCGAUACCACGCCGGCCAUUUCCGAUGUGACCACCGCGGUAGCUCCUCGAGCUCUCACCCGUGCAAAGAGAGCAUGGACGAAUACUAUGAUGUUGACGGGAAGCGCUAUUGCGAGAGGCACGCCGGGGAGAUGAUGAGGGCCGUGAGGAGAGGCGGCGGGAGGGAACUGAAGGCAGAGAAGAGAAGGACGAGAUUAAUUGAUCUGUCGGCCAUGUGA